AAACCUCUUGUGCCCUGCCAACAAAUGCGCUGUGUACUAGUAAUACCGACUUAUCUUCGGGCCAACCAUGCAAGGCAGCUACUCGCUCGAAAUGAAUGAAAAAAUACUCUGGCUCGGCUUCAUUAAAUUUAGGAACAAAUUUAAUUGCAUCCUCUAUACGAAAAUUAUAUACAUUAUAUACAUUAUAUACAUUAUAUACAUUAUUGCAAAUUCUAGCACCAGAGAAAAGCUUAUCCGAAUUCCCUUAAAUCAGUGUAGGCGUAGUGUGUCCCUGAAAGUCCCUGGCGGCUGCGACCUCAAGUCCGUGUACCCGGCCCGCUGUGAGGGGUUCCCUAUGACUUGUUCAUCAUGAAUGUUGCACAAACGAAUUAGAAAUCUCAUGGCCGGUUUGUCAGAAUUGCGCGAGGUCCGACCCAGUGAGUAUUCAUCAAACAGACAUGCUUAUCUACAGAAAUUAAUGCAUUUUAUCAGCCUAGACAUGCAUAUAUAACGCUUAACGCUUAGACAGAUGGGUAAAUGCGUAUCUAUCAAAUAGAUAUGCAUUUAUUUUAGUACAUCCAUUGGGUCGCACAAUUUGAACUCACUGGCCGACGACCUCGUAGCACACACGACUGACCAGUUCGCUCGUCCUCGCACCCGGGUCCUCACUGGCGGAUGCCCAAAGCCACUUGGUACAGAGGUUAUCAAAUUCAUGUAUAACUUCUCGUGACAUGUCUCUGAAAGGCUGGGGAAAAGGGAAAUAAAACGACUGACAACCGUCACGGCAAGUGGAGGAUUAUUUUUUCACGUCGCUUUCCACAAAACUUUGACGAUGAAAGGCUAGAAUGACACACGAAGGGCAGGGAAAUCAUCGACAGCUCUAGACAGCCAGGUACACACAUAUACAGCCACAACUAUGUCUGUAUACCUCGUAUGCCAAGAUACACCUUGGAAAUCUAAUGAAAAAAGAAGAAAAAAAAUUACACACGCACACGCACACGCACACACGCACACACGCACACGCACACGCACACGCACACGCACACGCACACGCACACGCACACGCACACGCACACGCACACGCACACGCACACGCACACGCACACACACACACACACACACACACACACACACACACACACACACACACACACACACACACACACACACACACACACACACACACACACACACAUAUAUAUCCAUACAUACCGCAAAGUGGGUGAAUACAUGACCCAGAUUUCGAAAUAAAAGUCAUUUAUAUUCCGAGAUCGUAAAUAAAAAAAAAAAAAACAAGCGCAGUUAUCGAAGCACUUGUUUUCCCACAAUGCUUCGCGCGUCGUCUGCUAGCGUCGUCUGCUUCUCCCGAAGGUCUUUCACGUGGACGGCGCGUUCAGGUUCCCCGUAAAAAUGGUGGUUUGUGGAUCUGUGGGGCGUGCCGGCGCUUUAAUCGCUGCCGCAAUGAAAAGGAAGAGGAAGAUAAGAAGCUUAGGUUUACCCAUAAACAAGGAUAAGUUCGCAAAGGAGUGAAUUACUGACAAAAAGGAAGGUAAACAGAUCUCGGCAUUCGGCAAGAGUGUAUCUGCAUCACUUAGGAAAUUGGAUCAGACCAACAGGUCAUAUUCUUAAGCCCCACCCACUGAGCUCUCCGAUUGGCUGCAUCCCUAAGCUCCGCCUUCGACUCCACCCCUAACCUCUCCCACAAUUCUUGUGUGCCUGGCCGAAGGGGUACCGGGCGGGGAAACGGGUCAGUCAGACUUGGACUGUCGACAACAUAGCAUUAACUUGCUGACGUAGUCUUUCCACAGGAGGCGAAGCAGGAGCAGGAGAUGGCGGGGCUCGUGUCAGCAGGCAGCGCCCUCCUCCUGCUGAUGGCGUUGUCGCCCCCCCCCGCCACGGAGGCCUACGACCUCAACCGCUGUUACUGCGUCUCGGAAUUCGACGAUACUCUGCGGGCCCAAAUCGCCGCCUUCGCCCCGCCCCCGAGCCCGCCCGCGAACCAGUACGUGGGCGUGGAGCCGAAGGCCGACGACGCGUUCCAGUCCUGUUUCUGCAAGGAUGUGACCCGCGUCCAGCUGGUAGUGUCCGUGACCUCGAGCGAUUGGGUGACCCUGGCAGAGACCGCGGAAAACCAGGUCACACUCGCCAGCAACAUCUCGGCCACGUUGGAGUCGUACCUUCCGACGCUGCGAAGUGUCCCAGAACUUCAGUACACACUCGAUAGGUUCAGCAGUGUGACCUACAAAGACACCACGAAUACGGAGGUCAACUUCGACGUAGAAGUGUUACUGAGAGGUCACCGUGACCAGUCUGUGGCGGAUAAGCUGAUGGCGGCCGUGCGCGACGAACUGAACAAGGACGACCUGACGUUCAAAACGGACGCCAUGGUUCCUAUGCUCGUGAGCUGCGGCAGCCCCCCCGACGCCUUGAGCAACGGCCAGCGAUCGGCGACGGUUGGCAACAUCGCCUCGGGGACAGCGGUUUACACCUGCAAGACCGGCUACAGACUGAGCACCACCAAGGACGAGGAGGCGAUCAGCUGCGGCCACGACAAGGCCUGGACGGCGCUUCCGGCCGGCCUCGCCUGCGAGAAGCAGCUCGUGACAAUUGAAUCCACUCCUGAUACCAAGAACACGUGCACGAGUCCUCUUACAACUCUUAAUCUCUCUUACCACCUCGCCCAAUUAUACGGAGUGGCGGAAGUGAGCAAGAGGGAAACAGGAGGAGGAGAGGGAGUCGAGGUCGCGAAGAACGAGCCGUUCCGAGGACAGUCCUUGCUGGGGGGGAGGUUCACCGAGGGACAGUACACGUACAAGAUUUACCAUCUCAAGAAGAAGGUUCCUACAUUCAUCCGGCUCGUGGCUCCUGAGGGCGCGCUGGAGGUCCACGAGGAAUCCUGGAACGCGUAUCCUUACAGCAAGACGGUUUAUUCGAACCCAUACAUGAAAAAAGAUUUCUUCAUUUCCAUCGAGAGCCUACACCUGGGAGACCGCGGGACUUCGGAAAACGUACACCAGCUGCCACCCGCAAAAUGGCGGACGGUCGAAGUCGUCAACGUGGACAUCGUUAACGACCCGAUACGACCCGAGGACUACAAGGAGGAGGAGGACCCGACGCGCUUCAGGUCCGCGAAGACGGGGCGCGGGCCUCUCAGCGGAACAGCCUGGUGGACGGCGGUCGAGCCGGUCAUGACCUGUUACAAGUUGGUGACCUGCGAGUUUAAGUGGUUUGGGCUGCAGACGCGAAUCGAGAAGUACAUUCAGGAUUUCGAACGGCGGCUGUUCACUGUCUGCCACAGACAGAUCUUCUGCUGGAUCGACCAGUGGCACGGCCUCAGCCUGGACGACAUCAGACAGCUCGAGGACAGAACACAAAAGGAGCUGGAACAGCAAAUAACCAAAGGGCCCGUGAGAGGCACGAUGGGGUAGGAGGAGGUGCCCGCGAAUGCAGUUUAGGGACAAGGUAAUAAUGGAGUGUCAUUUGCAUACACUUCCACCAUUUCAAGCUGAGGUGGCACUCGAUGGCACUGGCGAACGAGAGGGCCGUGGACGACCGUAAAUAUGUGCAAAUUGACGACGAGGGAAAGACCCACGACUUGGUACGACCUAGCAACGACCUCCUUGGAGAGAGAGAGAAAAAAGGAAAAAAAAAAACAGAAAAGAAAAGAGAUUUAGUGAAAUGGAAAAAAAAAAAUGUGAACGUUGGAAAAAGAACAACAACUUUGGUUUGGAAAAAAAUGUUCGUUUUUUGGUGAUAGUUAUAUAUGUAUAGAUGUUAUUGUUA
Penaeus indicus is the source of this 3762-nucleotide messenger RNA. RefSeq lists its product as uncharacterized. Gene Ontology annotation, molecular function: phosphatidylcholine intramembrane carrier activity; phosphatidylcholine binding; phosphatidylinositol binding. The transcript has 19 exons. Gene Ontology annotation, biological process: phospholipid transport. Lineage: Eukaryota; Metazoa; Arthropoda; Malacostraca; Decapoda; Penaeidae. The record is from RefSeq and is a predicted model, not a curated record. Gene Ontology annotation, cellular component: cytoplasm. Bases 1809 to 3407 code for a protein of 532 amino acids.